AUGAGCAAGCUCAACGCCGGCGCGUUCGAGUUCGUCCCGGGCAACGCCUUCCGCAUCCCUCCCUCACAGCAGCAGCCGACCCCGCCGCCUCUCCAGCCCGUCGAGCGCCCCGAGCAGACAGAGGCACCCGUACCCGCCCCCACCAUUUCUCUCAACAUCGGCGGACCAAAACCACAGCCUGUGCCCUCGCCUGCACCGUCUGCCCCGCCGCCCGCCCCCGCCCCCGCCACUGCCGCAUUUGCGAAAGCCGCGCCCAAGCCUGCCACCAGCACCUCAUCUGGUGGGUCCGGAGCGUCUACGCCGGUCAAGACAUCCGCCGUCUCCUCUCCCGCUCCCGCAUCCCGCACAUUCACCCUUGCAAAGGCCAAGAACGACACCGCCGCCAUUGCCCAGGAGGUGCAAAAUGCCGCGGACGAGGCUGUCCUCCAAGAGCUCUUUGGCGACCUCAAAGAACACCUGAGCAUCGUCUUCGUCGGACAUGUUGAUGCUGGCAAGAGUACCAUGGGCGGCAACAUUCUCUUCCUCUCCGGCUCCGUCGACAAGCGGACCAUGGAAAAAUAUGAAAAAGAGGCCAAGGAUGCAGGGCGUGAAACCUGGUACCUCUCAUUCGCCCUCGACUCCACCCCUCAGGAGCGCCUCCAGGGCAAGACCGUUGAGGUCGGCCGCGCCUACUUCGAGACCGCAACCCGCCGCUACACUAUCCUCGACGCCCCGGGGCACAAAACCUACGUCCCUUCCAUGAUCACCGGUGCCGCACAGGCGGACGUCGCUAUCCUCGUCAUCUCCGCUCGAAAGGGCGAGUUUGAGACCGGCUUCGAGCGCGGUGGCCAGACCCGCGAGCAUAUCAUGCUGGUCAAGACCGCCGGUGUCGGCAAGCUCAUCGUCGUGAUCAACAAGAUGGACGACCCAACGGUCGGGUGGGCCAAGGCGCGCUUCGAUGAGAUUAAGGAGAAGCUCACGCCUUUCGUGCGCGGCGCAGGGUUCAAUCCCAAGACGGAUGUCACUUGGCUGCCUGUGUCCGCGUACACGGGCGCAAACCUCAAAGACCGCGUUGCGUCGUCCGUGUGUGCGUGGUGGGACGGCCCCGCACUGCUCGAGCACCUUGACAAGAUGCCGAUGGUCGACCGCAAGCUGCACGCGCCGCUUAUGAUGCCCAUCUCCGAGAAAUACAAGGACCUCGGCACGAUCGUCGUCGGCAAGAUCGAGUCCGGGCACGUGCGCAAGGGCGACGCACUCCUGCUCAUGCCAAACCGCGACACCGUCGAGGUCGCCGCGCUUUACAAUGAACUGGACGACGAAGUCCCCGCGGCUGCAUCGGGAGACAGCGUGCGGCUGCGGCUGCGCGGCGUCGAGGAUGAGGACAUCAGCCCGGGAUUCGUGCUCACGAACCCUGCGCGACCUGUGCACGCGGUGCGCCAGUUCGAGGCGCAGCUGGCGAUUCUGGAGCAUAAGAAUAUCAUUUGUGCGGGGUACACGGCCGUCAUGCAUGUGCACACGCUCGCAGAAGAGAUCACGCUCGUGGCGCUCCUUCACUACUUUGAUAAGGCGACCGGGCGUAAGUCCAGAAAACCACCACAGUUCGCUAAGCGGGGACAGCGCAUUGUCGCCCUCAUCGAGACAACCGCGCCAAUCUGCGUCGAGCGCUUUGCGGACUACCCGCAGCUAGGCCGAUUUACGCUGCGCGACGAAGGCAAAACAAUAGCGAUCGGAAAGAUCACCAAGUUGAUCGAAGGCGGGGUUGACAUAGACGACGCCGCAGAGGGCGUCGCCAACCUGUCCGUCGCAGCCUAAGCAAGACUCGGAUAGACGAAGAUCCGGUGGCUUGACAAAAUAUCAAAGUAGAAGGCAAGACGAAGGAACUGCAAUUGAAUGUACGUGUUUGCAUUCAUGAAUGGGGCAAUUAGUUUGUGUAGCACAAUGUCGCAGCGCCGUGUAAAUGUACGCAUGUAACGUAGUCACCUCGAUAUGGCCCUCGCUGUUGUCUUGUCCCAAGCCUUAGACUGGCUUACGAUACGAAUCUUAUUUAGAACGAUUAAAGAUACAUGCAAGACUAUUGAUACAC
Messenger RNA from Heterobasidion irregulare TC 32-1, 2062 nucleotides. RefSeq lists its product as uncharacterized. The coding region runs from base 1 to 1791 and encodes 596 amino acids. NCBI's taxonomy places the organism in Eukaryota, Fungi, Basidiomycota, Agaricomycetes, Russulales, Bondarzewiaceae. Gene Ontology annotation, biological process: nuclear-transcribed mRNA catabolic process, deadenylation-dependent decay; translation; translational termination. The transcript is spliced from 7 exons. Gene Ontology annotation, molecular function: translation release factor activity; GTP binding; GTPase activity. Gene Ontology annotation, cellular component: translation release factor complex. The record is from RefSeq and is a predicted model, not a curated record.